Molecule: messenger RNA, 4045 nt
Organism: Bactrocera tryoni
Lineage: Eukaryota; Metazoa; Arthropoda; Insecta; Diptera; Tephritidae
Product: sodium- and chloride-dependent glycine transporter 1
Exons: 10
Coding region: 1034-3064 (676 amino acids)
Biological process (GO): sodium ion transmembrane transport
Cellular component (GO): membrane
Source: RefSeq, a predicted model, not a curated record
UGCUGUGCGCUUUGUGUCGGCAACGACUUCGGGUGGACGUGCGCGUCAUUGGUGUCGUAGCGUUGCAUUGAUUAAAAUCGAUUUGGGAGCAGCAGAAUAAAGAAAAUCGCCAGUUGUUAGUUGACAGAGUCGGAGAUUGCUAUUUGGGUGUCUAGUCCAAGCACGGUAGGUUCGGUUCGGUACGGCAGAUGAGCGUUGUGUAUUGAACGGCGGUGUUGUUGCUUUCUCGCCUGUUUUCGAUAGAAGUGUGAGUGUAAGUGUAAGUGAUUUUUCUGCAACUUUUCCGCGUUCGAUUUGGCUUAUUUGGUGGCACGUAAGUGAAUUGUUAGCUGUGCUUUGUUGUUGUAGGUUUUAUGCAAUGUGAUUUGCAAUUUGCCACAUUGUUGUUGCAAUUACGUGAUGGUGCUGGUGGAAAGUUGUUGCUGGUAUGCCACUAACUGCACAGCCAAUGGAUAAACAAAAAAGGAAGCAACAAUAUCAACAACAACAACAAUAACAACAACUGCAUAAGUAACCAGCGAAAUGUUGAAAGCAUUGCACAAUACAAACUUCUAGCCGAGCCGUCGCAGCGAGUGCGAUUCGCAGUCCGCAGGCCGCAAUCAGCAAGCAGUAGUUGUGAAACGCCGAAGACAUUACUAAAUUUACGAAUAGAAAUACAAAUAAUCAAACCUACAUACGUGACUUUUGAAAAAUGUGUUAAAUCACUUUGAAAACUUGAUCAUUUCAACAUGUGCAAGAAUUAACAAAUCGCUUGGAGAUUACUGAAAGUGCAAUAAAUAUUUAAUUUAACACCCAAUACUUAUGCACCGCGCACCGCUGACAGCUAAACCACUGCGCAAAUACAACAACGUUUACUUAUGACCUCACAAAUGUGGUCAACACACCACGCUCUCCCACCCAAAUGCGACAAUGGUGAAAUAAUUGCGCAACCACUUAAUAACAAAUUAAAUUAAACAGCAACAACAAAGUGCUGCAAAUUGCUGUCGCUACUCCGUUUUGGCAACAACAACUACAACCCCACACAACCACCACAAUGAAAUCGAUCUUUGGCGGCGCCAAACAACAACUCAGCAGCUGCAUGCAGCAGGACAGUGAUGAUACACCGCCCGUUAUAUUGGUAGCCAACAAUGACUAUAACCACCAUCAACAUGAAAACCACUACCAACAGCACAAUGGUGGCUAUCAAGCGCCAACAAGGCGCAAUCAAUCGCCGCGCCACUACAGCCAGCCUCAUACGGAGCUAAACGAUCACACCGAUAGCCAGCACAACAAUAAUAACAAUGUCAAUAACAACUUUAUCACAGCCGUCACGACGCCCAUCACGGGCACGAGCACUUAUGAGACCUUACAACGGCCCUUCAAGCACGAUCGUCGUCGCGGUCAAUGGUCGGCGACGGCAGAUUUUUAUUUUGCCUGCACAAGUCAUGCCUUCGGUUCGAUUAUCUUCUCGGAGGUGCCAGUUUAUGCGAUGAUUUUUGGUGGCGUUUUCUUUUUGCCAAUGUACUUGAUAGCGAUAUUUUUAUAUGCCAUUCCAAUUUUUAUAAUACAAACCUUCUUGGGUCAAUUCUCAACCUCGGGCUUAAUUUCCGCCUUUCGUGUGGCGCCGCUUUUCAAAGGCAUUGGUUAUUCCAUACUGCUGCUAAAUCUAAUUUCGCUUGCCUACUAUGGCAUUGUGGCAGCUGUACCGCUUAUCUAUGCAGCCAAUGCCGUGCACACUGUGAUACCGUGGAUGAGUUGUGAUAAUGCGUGGAAUACGCCCAAUUGUUCGACACAUUCAACAUAUGACGCGGAUGAGAUCUCGCUGGAUCCGCAUGCGACUGUCGAGUUUUUUCGUUAUAUCAUUCUCACCGAUGAUAACACGCCACAUGAGUAUGUGAUAUCUUGGCCCGUGCUCUGUGGUGUUGUGGGUGUGUGGCUGCUCACACUGGGCAUACUGCUGAAGCGCGUCUCAUUUAUUGGUAAAUUUUUUCGUUGUACAUGCGUCAUUAUGUUUGCCAUUUUCUUGGCGAUAUUCUUGCAUCUCAUCUGCUACAUAAGACUUGACUGGGACACCUUCGUGGACUACUUUAAGCCGACGCUGCAGAGCAGUUUCAGCGGUGUUUUGGGUGGUUUGCGCACAGCGAUUUUCAUGUCCACGUGGUUAUUAGGCCCCGGUUGGGGUAACGUACUCACACUAGCCAGUCACAAUCGCUUCCACCGUGACAGCGAGAAGCUGACCUACUGGGUGAGCGGCACACAUGUGCUGCUCGCUUUUAUGGCGAUGAUUUCUGGGCGUAUCGCUUUCGAUCACUUCGAAGAUCACGUGGGCUUCCUACACUUUCAUUUCGAUGAGGAACAUUAUAUGCAAUUUCUUUAUCUCUGUUUUGCAUAUCUAUUCGGUAGUUUUACGAGUCUGCCGAACUUCUGGUGUUUCCUCUUCUUCAGCAUGAUUUUUCUAGCGGAACUAAGUGCAAUUAUUAUUCAAAUGAUGUCUGUGCUGACGGCUUUAUUUGAUGAGUACGAGCAAUUAAGAACAAAGAAAUCACGCAUAACAAUCGCUUUGACAUUGUUGAUGUUGACUGUGUCAAUUUAUUUUUGCACCAAGAAAGGCUUUGAACAUCUGGACCUGCUGCCCAAUAUUGUCAUACUCUCACAUUUGAUUAUCUCUUUCGUACUCCUGCUCAUGACCACCUGGAUCUAUGGACGCGAACGUUUUCAAUGCGAUUUACAAUUUAUGUUGGGCAAAACGAUUUCGAGUUUUAAGAUAUUUCUAAUACGUUUUCUAACGCCCGCGUUCUUUGUGUUAAGCAUUAUACAAACGCUUUAUUUUUUGGAGCGUGACAACUCACCAACGGCACUGGUUAUCGUCAGUCAAUGUGUGAUAUAUGCCAUAGCGCCUGCCUAUAUGAUUUAUAAAAUUUGCCAAACCAAUGGCACAUUGCGUAAUAGACUGAAACAAUGCUUUGCACCGCACGACUGGCAUCCCGUCGAUGCUGAUAAUCGCCGCUUCUACGAGGAGAUCAUGGGCGUCUCGGAAAUGCUAGUAAUGGAAGGCGGUGAAGAGAACUGCGCUGUGAAUGCUUAAAACUAUAAAUGUGACAAGCAAACAUACAUACAUACAAACACUUAUGUAUAGCAAACGAACAAAUAAUUUUAAGAGUCAGAUAAAACGGAGGAUGUUUAGAGCAUUUCCUGACUUUAUAGCUGUAAGCUGGCAUAUUUACGAAACUAAAUUAGAUAAAGUGUCUGCUAUGAAUCGUAAAAUUUUAAAUGAGUUUAGUAAAUAAAACAAUUUCCAUUACUUCACUUUCUUUUUAAUGAAAGCAUUUAUGCCAUAAUGAAACGCUGAUUAUUCAUUGGUUAAAGAUGACGCAACAAAUAAUACGGAAAUUACGAUUUUUAUUAAUAAAAUAUUAUAUCUAUAUUAAAAAAAAAAGUAUAAAACGAUCAUAUGAAGCCAUGAAAAAGCAUAAAUCUCUUUUAUACUGACUGAACAUUAAGUAAUAUUAUAUAACAUCAAAUUCGAGCGCAUGGCUCGCUCAUAAAAAUCAUUCAAAGCUGUAACUUGAUUGAUUAAGACAGUAGGAAAUUACGCAUAUAUGUAUGUCUGUAUGUAUGUGUGUCUAGCGGUCUAUAUGUAAGCGCUUUUAUAUGUUAAACAUUUUAUGAAAAUCCAUAUACAUAUAUACAUACGUAUGUAUGUAUGUUAGUAUAAGUAUGUAUGCAGGGGAGUAAAUAAUAUUAUCGGAAUGCUUUGUAGUUUUUUAAGCUGCCUUUUUUUAUAAGAGAUUAUAUGUCAAUUUAUAUACACACGAACUAAUUAUGUAUAUUAUACCGAAGUGAUAUAACAGUUAAGAAUACUCGAUGUUCAUACCAAUGCAUGAAUGUAAGUUUGUGUCUAGUAUAUACAUUUGUAUGUAUGUAAUUACAUACAUACCCAAACUAUAUACGUAAGUUAGGAUAUCAUGCAACUACUACAGUUAUGUACAAUAAUUGAAUACGAUAUGUAGACAUUUUGAAAGUCUUAAAGUUGGAAAUAGAUUUGAAAUGCGAAAAAACUUGCAAA